Molecule: messenger RNA, 1523 nt
Organism: Salmo salar (Atlantic salmon)
Lineage: Eukaryota; Metazoa; Chordata; Actinopteri; Salmoniformes; Salmonidae
Gene: star2
Product: steroidogenic acute regulatory protein 2
Biological process (GO): regulation of steroid biosynthetic process; intracellular cholesterol transport; steroid biosynthetic process
Cellular component (GO): mitochondrion
Molecular function (GO): cholesterol transfer activity; cholesterol binding
Source: RefSeq, a predicted model, not a curated record
AUGCUGCCUGCCGUGGUGAAGCUCUGCUGUGGAAUCUCCUACCCUCACCUCAGGACCAUGGCAGGACUGCAACGGCGAGCUAUCGCAGCGAUCGGCCAGGAGCUAGCUCACAUGCAGAGGAAUGGGCAGACCCAACUACCAGCAUGGACCAGCCAUGUGGGUUGGCAGACUGAGAGCUCCAGAAGAGAGGUAGUCAACCCAGUCCCGUUGAAAGAGGAGGAGCUGCUGUACAUAAGACGUGGGCACGAGGCGCUGACCAAGGCUCUGGACAUUGUUGAGGAUAAGAACGGAUGGAAAACAGAACUCACAGAGGAGAACGGGGAUGUGAUCUACAGUAAAGUGUUGUCUGGGGACAGGAAAGUCUUCAGACUGGAGACUGUGUUAGACGCCACCCCAGAAGAGAUACAUCACAUCCUGUGGAAGGUGGAGGAGAUGCACCAGUGGAACCCAAGCAUCAAAAACAUCAAGGUUCUAAAGCAAGCUGGCCCGGAAACCAUGGUUACGCACGAGGUGUCAGCAGAGACAGCCGGCAACCUGAUAGGCCAGAGAGACUUCCUGAGUGUGAGACACUUCUCCAGACAGGAGUCAUGUAUCUAUCUGGGGGGAGCAGCCACACACCUGGAGUCCUUCCCUCCUCAGAAAGGCUUCGUCAGAGCGGAGGACGGACCAACGUGUAUUGUCAUUGAGCCCCUGGCAGACGACACAGGCAGGAGCCACUUUACGUGGCUCCUCAACAUGGAUGUCAAGGGCUGGCUGCCAAAGUCAAUCGUCAAUCAAGCUUUGCCGCGAGCGCAGGUGGAUUUCACCCGGUGUCUGCGCAGACGGCUCGCCGAGGGACCUACUCAGCGACACACAAACCACCAUGCUCCCACAGUGUCUAGAGCCAGACAACCACCGCACACACUCUCUGACACACACUAACUGGAGUUGAGUGCUUGGGAGUAGAAACAGAGAGAGAGAGACUUAGAGAGAGACUGAAGGACCUGGCUGCCAUUCACACACACACACAGAGAGACAGAACCGUCUGCAGGCUGGCUCUGGCCUUUCACUAGGAGCACCCAGACACCCAGAGGAGAGCCACCCACCGCUGUGAAGACAUGCCAGGGUGCCCUCUCUUUCAGGGUGUGUGACAGACACACACAUCUACACACACACACACACACACGGGAAGUGUUGGUUGAAGCUACUCUGAAUAUAUAGUUUACCAAGCUACCAAUUACUUCACACUGGAAUAAGUUAAGCUACACUAAAGCUCACUCCAUCCAAACUACUUUGUGAAAAAGUAUCAUAUCUAAAUCUGAAAUGUCAUAGACUACACAUUGCAAGAAUAGAUCACUUUGGGGUCAUAUCUUAACAGAAUGUGUAAUUUUGCCGCCUGUUAAAGACCCCAAAACAAUAUUUCAAAUGAAAAUUAGGCAGGUGGCAUGCUGAAAAAGACAGGAAAUGAUUGCCUACUUUAGCCAUAUUUUAUUUUUGCCAAAACAGUAGUGUGUAGUUCCAGUACUUAGCUACACCGCUACAUG